AUGGAGCCCCAGGCCAAAAGGGCGAAGGCCGACGGCGCGGCACUUCUGCCGGGCCUCACAGCCUGGCUGGACCGGGAGGGGGUGUGGUGGGACGACGAGGCCAUGCAGAUCAAGGAGUCAAAAUCUCCGAACGGCAGCUCCUUAUCCAUCCACUCGCGGCGGCCCCUUCCGGCCGGCCACCACCUCUGCACCAUCCCCAAGGACGCCUGCCUGAGUGUGCGCAAUGCCAGCUGCUCCGACAUCAUCAUGGAGGAGAAUAUGUGCUCUGGUCUGGGCCUGGUGAUGGCGGUCAUGCACGAGCGCCUCCUGGGGCCCAAGUCUCGGCAUGGCUACUUCUGCUCGUUGCCUGAGCGCGAGUACCUGCCGGUGUUCUGGGGCCCGGAGGAACUGGCCCUCUUGCAGGGCACUGAACUGGGAGAUGCCAUCCACGACGAGCUGGACUGUGUCCGGUCAGACUACACAGAUCAGAUCGAGCCCCUGAUUGCCAAGCAUGGGCUGGAGGGCAUGAACUACUCCUUCCCUGCCUUCCAGGCGGCUGCAUCCUUGGUGGCCUCCAGGGCGUUCAAGGUGGACGACGCCGUAGGCGACGCCAUGGUCCCGCUGGCAGACGUGUUCAACCACAAGGCGUCAGUGGUGGCCCUGUCGGACCACUCCGAAGCCAGCGGCUCCGGCGGGGAGGGGAGCGGCUCGCCGGGCGCCUCCCCCGGCGCCGGCACGAUGCUGACCUCCCAGCUCGUGCCCCCCAGCUUCCUGGCGAACGCCGAGCCGGAGCUGCACGGCCUGCGCUCCGCCAACGGGCUGUCCCUGGCCCUGGAGAUCUGCAUCGUGGACGAUGAGGAGGGGGCCGCGCUGAGGAUCCUCACCGCCAGCCCCAUCGGAGAGGGGCGCGAAGUGCACAACACCUACGGCGAGCUGGGGAACCGGGACCUGCUGGAGAAGUACGGCUUCACCCUGCCCGAGAACCCGCACGACAGCGUGACCCUGGAGCUGGAGGCCCUGUGGGCCUGGGGUGCGGCGCGGCACGGCGCGCGAGAGUGGGAGGCGCGCCGCGCUUUCUUGGACGCCAACACGCCCUGGCUGCGCCGUAAGCGGUACGCGGCCGUCUUGGUGAGUGAGGUUGAGUGGGGGUUCAGGGUCUACGAGUGGCGAGCGAGUUUGGCAGGGGGAUCCCGCUGGGAGGUCUGCAGAGCGGGGUGGCGUAAGCACCAGCUCCCUAAGUACACAUCCCCGGCAUCCAUUGACCAGCCUGUCCCCGCCUCCGUCUCCUGA
Auxenochlorella protothecoides is the source of this 1269-nucleotide messenger RNA. RefSeq names its product Ribosomal N-lysine methyltransferase 3. NCBI's taxonomy places the organism in Eukaryota, Viridiplantae, Chlorophyta, Trebouxiophyceae, Chlorellales, Chlorellaceae. Gene Ontology annotation, molecular function: protein-lysine N-methyltransferase activity. The transcript has 4 exons. The coding region runs from base 1 to 1269 and encodes 422 amino acids. Gene Ontology annotation, biological process: peptidyl-lysine monomethylation. The record is from RefSeq and is a predicted model, not a curated record.